GUUGUGUCCACACAUACUAUUGCAUUUGUUCUGUAGAUGCAUUUACCAGAAGCGCUAGAGGGCGCUAGUGAGUAUGUUGUUCUGGUUGUGGUUUUUGAAGAAGAAAAAGAAAAAAUAAAGAAAGGAGUUAUCUCCGGUAAUCCUCUGUUCCUACCUGAGUGUGUGUAAUGCCUGCUGAACUAACACCACACAACACAUCUCACCUGCUUGUUUUUAUUAAGCUUCUUUGGCUGCUUCGGCAAAAAGCACUCAUCAUGUCCAAAGGUACGGUGGUUCUGGCUUACAGUGGUGGACUGGACACCUCCUGCAUUCUGGUCUGGCUCAAGGAGCAGGGCUAUGAUGUCAUCACCUACUUGGCCAACAUCGGGCAAGACGAAGACUUUGAAGCUGCCCGGAAAAAGGCGGAAAGCCUCGGUGCAAAGAAGGUUUUCAUUGAAGACCUUCGUACAGAGUUUGUGGAGGACUUCAUCUGGCCUGCAGUUCAGGCCAAUGCUGUCUAUGAAGACCGAUACCUGCUGGGCACUGCGGUAGCACGGCCCUGCAUUGCCCGGCGUCAGGUGGAGAUUGCACGCAGGGAGGGUGCCCAGUUUGUCUCACACGGUGCCACUGGUAAGGGAAAUGACCAGAUACGCUUCGAGCUAACAUGCUAUGCCCUCUACCCUGAGGUCAAGAUCAUCGCACCCUGGAGGAUACCCGAGUUUUACAACCGCUUCCGGGGGAGGACGGACUUGAUGGAGUAUGCAAAGGAGCAUGGCAUCCCUGUGCCUGUGACCCCUCAGGCACCUUGGAGCAUGGACGCCAACCUCAUGCAUAUCAGCUAUGAGUCGGGCAUCCUGGAGAAUCCCAAGAGUCGUGCACCGGCUGACCUCUACCUGAUGACCAAGAACCCAGAAGACUCUCCAAAUGUCCAAGAUGUGCUGGAGAUAGAGUUCAAAAAAGGUGUUCCUGUCAAGGUGACCAAUAUGAACGAUGGUAUUUCCAAAAACACAGCACUGGAUGUCUUUUCUUACCUCAAUGAGAUCGGGGGAAAACACGGAGUGGGCCGGAUAGACAUUGUAGAGAACCGUUUCAUCGGCAUGAAGUCCCGAGGGAUAUAUGAAACCCCAGGAGGUACAGUUCUGUUGAAGGCCCACUUAGACAUUGAGACCUUUACCAUGGACAAAGAGGUGCGGAGGAUCAAACAGGGGCUUGGUAUCAAGUUCUCUGAACUUGUGUACAAUGGUUUCUGGUACAGUCCAGAGUGUGAUUUUGUGCGACACUGCAUCGCCAAGUCCCAGGAGAACGUGGAGGGCAAAGUGCAGCUGUCUGUCUUCAAGGGUCAGGUCUACAUCCUGGGACGAGAGUCACCCAAGUCCCUGUACAACGAGGAGCUAGUCAGCAUGGAUGUGCAGGGAGACUACGACCCGUGUGAUGCCUCUGGAUUCAUCAGGAUUAAUGCCGUCAGGUUAAGGGAACACCACCGCUUGCAGGGUUUGUCCAGCACCAAGCAGUAAUUGGUGUCAGUUGUGGAAAAGCACCUUCUUUUCUUGUUUUCUCUCUCCAUACACACACCAACAAAUUUUAGUCUUUGUGCCUCUAGUAUCCACCUUAUGCCUUAUUAUGUAGUGUUGGUUGUAUUAGCACAAUAGAAAGCACAUCAUUUUCAUAGUUGAAAGCAGACAUUCACACGUAACAGCAGGAUUGGCUCACUCCAAAAUAUGAACUGUGGAUAAACUCUUGAUAUGUAUUUCUUAGUAUUUGGUUCCUAUUUGGUUCUAUUCUUGGCAUCAUUAUUUUAAUACCAUGAACUGUUUGUAUUCAAAUAAAAAGGGGUGAAAUUUC
Molecule: messenger RNA, 1821 nt
Organism: Neolamprologus brichardi
Lineage: Eukaryota; Metazoa; Chordata; Actinopteri; Cichliformes; Cichlidae
Source: RefSeq, a predicted model, not a curated record